UUCGCAUUUCAUUUUCGAUUUUCAUUGCUAAUAAUUGUAUCUGUUAUAUUAUAAUAUUUAUUAAAAUAACAUUGUAUUUCGCGGCGCAGUUAGGUUACUUAAAGCUUAAAAAGAUUAUAAGUGAUAUUUUGUUUUAAGAUUAGUAUUGACUGGAACAUUGUAGUUUAAGUCACAAAAAAUGAGUUCAUUUCGCAGAAGGGGUUCUGUCUCAAAGAACGCAGACAUUGAUUCCUGUACGAGUUAUGGGAAGGACUCAAAUACAAGUAUUAGUGGUCUAUCGACAUCCAAAGCUUUAGUUUUAGUUGUUAUUAUUUUUACAUGCUCACUUUUUGCCCUGGGUCUUUUGUACAAACAGUUCCCAGAAUUAGAGCAGCAUGAGAAAAAGCAUUUAAAGUUACCAUGGGAUUUAGAAGAUGCAAAGCAGCUGGGUCUAGUUUUAGACCGAUAUAAAGAAAAGUAUUUUUAUGAAGUAUUAUUUGGAGUCUUCUUAGUUUAUAUAUUUUUGCAAACUUUUGCAAUACCUGGUUCAAUCUUCCUGAGUAUACUGUCAGGAUUUUUGUUUCCAUUUUAUUUAGCUUUACUUCUAGUAUGCUGUUGUUCAGCCAUCGGCGCAAGUUUAUGCUUCUUCUUAUCAAACCUCCUGGGCAAGAAAAUUGUGAGAAAAUUUUUCCCAGAGAGAGCAGAGCAGUGGUCCAAGGCAGUGGAGAAACACAAAAAUAACUUGCUGAACUAUAUUAUAUUUUUGAGGGUGACACCUUUUUUACCAAACUGGUUUAUCAACAUGUCGGCACCUGUGAUUGGUGUACCUUUGGUGCCAUUUGCCUUAGGAACUUUCAUUGGUGUGGCUCCACCAUCAUUUGUGGCCAUCCAAGCUGGUCAAACUCUACACACCCUGACAUCCACAAGUGAUGCCUGGUCCUGGACAUCAGUUACUGUCCUCAGCGUCUUUGCCCUUGUCUCACUCGUACCAGUUCUGAUGAAACAAAAACUAAGGGAAAAGUUUGAAUGAACCUGUCAUUGAGUUCUUGGGUUUUAGCUAAUUUAUUUAGAGUGAAUUGAUUUUAUGUUAAUAAAUUGUUGUUUAUACAUUCCA
Messenger RNA from Pectinophora gossypiella (pink bollworm), 1093 nucleotides. It is a transcript of the gene stas, whose product is annotated as transmembrane protein 41 homolog. Bases 179 to 1009 code for a protein of 276 amino acids. The record is from RefSeq and is a predicted model, not a curated record. Lineage: Eukaryota; Metazoa; Arthropoda; Insecta; Lepidoptera; Gelechiidae. Gene Ontology annotation, cellular component: endoplasmic reticulum membrane. The transcript is spliced from 5 exons.